AUGCUAUUCAACAAUGAAUAUGAAGGUGAAUAUUUUUAUUAUGAUCAAAAAUCUUUCCCACGUUUCUCGUCUGCACAACCAGGUCCAAUGUAUCCCUACUACUCAGAUGAACCUGAUGAUUAUGAUAAGGAAGACAAGUCAUGGUCAAGAAAUGAGUAUGGAAAUGGACCAGAUAUUUAUUGGAAUGCUGAAUCAGAGAAACGGUGUUCACUAUCGUAA
Molecule: messenger RNA, 219 nt
Organism: Adineta ricciae
Lineage: Eukaryota; Metazoa; Rotifera; Eurotatoria; Adinetida; Adinetidae
Source: the annotation of a GenBank genome assembly